Molecule: messenger RNA, 2724 nt
Organism: Sapajus apella (tufted capuchin)
Lineage: Eukaryota; Metazoa; Chordata; Mammalia; Primates; Cebidae
Gene: YWHAB
Product: tyrosine 3-monooxygenase/tryptophan 5-monooxygenase activation protein beta
Exons: 7
Coding region: 259-999 (246 amino acids)
Biological process (GO): signal transduction
Cellular component (GO): cytoplasm
Source: RefSeq, a predicted model, not a curated record
CGCCGCGGAUUCCGGAUCCCGGGUAGCUGUUGCCGACGCCGCCGCUGCAGCCACUGCAGGCAGCGCCGCCGCCACCGCCUGAGGCGUGGGCUUGGGAAGGAAGCAGUCACCUCGCUCGGAGCUUAGCUCGGAAGUGUCUUUGUCCCUUGCAGCCCUCCUACGGCAGAGUCUCCAAGAUUUGGGCCACAACAAAAAGUGCAUUUUGCCCAUUUGGCGGUGGAUAGAGAAACAGGAAGAGCACUGGACUUGGAGUCAGGAAUGACAAUGGAUAAAAGUGAGCUGGUACAGAAAGCCAAACUCGCUGAGCAGGCUGAGCGCUAUGAUGAUAUGGCUGCAGCCAUGAAGGCAGUCACAGAACAGGGGCAUGAACUCUCCAAUGAAGAGAGAAAUCUGCUCUCUGUUGCCUACAAGAAUGUGGUAGGUGCUCGCCGCUCUUCCUGGCGUGUCAUCUCCAGCAUUGAGCAGAAAACAGAGAGAAAUGAGAAGAAGCAGCAGAUGGGCAAAGAGUACCGUGAGAAGAUAGAGGCAGAACUGCAGGACAUCUGCAAUGAUGUUCUGGAACUGUUGGACAAAUAUCUUAUUCCCAAUGCUACACAACCUGAAAGUAAGGUGUUCUACUUGAAAAUGAAAGGAGAUUAUUUUAGGUAUCUUUCUGAAGUGGCAUCUGGAGACAACAAACAAACCACUGUGUCGAACUCCCAGCAGGCUUACCAGGAAGCAUUUGAAAUUAGUAAGAAAGAAAUGCAGCCUACACAUCCAAUUCGACUUGGUCUGGCACUUAAUUUCUCAGUCUUUUACUACGAGAUUCUGAACUCUCCUGAAAAGGCCUGCAGCCUGGCAAAAACGGCAUUUGAUGAAGCAAUUGCUGAAUUGGAUACACUGAAUGAAGAGUCUUAUAAAGACAGCACUCUGAUUAUGCAGUUACUUAGGGACAAUCUCACUCUGUGGACAUCAGAAAACCAGGGAGACGAAGGAGAUGCUGGGGAGGGAGAGAACUAAUGUUUCUCAUGCUUCGUGAUUUGUUCAGUGUCACUCUGUACCCUCCACACAUAUCCCUUGUGCGAUAAAAAAAAAAAAAAAUUGUACGUCGACUUUCGAUUUUUCACAGCCUCAGCCUAGCAAAAAUGGUUCAUGGGAUAAACAGCUGGUAUUUGUAUCUAAAACUCAGAUUGGUCACAUAAAUGCCACGGCAUUCUGAAGUUUUGAUUUUGAUUAACAUUUGACAGGAUUACUGUGUGUUUAAUUUUUUUUUUAAACUGAACACUGUGAUUAUGGGGUUUUGUAAUUUAGCGGAACUCUUACUGGUAGAAAAAAUAGACCCGAAUUAUGUGUAACUUUUUGGAAAGUUUAAUCUGAUGUCAAAACAAUCAUUGAAAUAGACAAUUCCAUUGUAAAGUUGUACAGAAAGUUAUAGAGAUUAUAUUGUGAUGCUGGAACUUGGAGUGAGACACACAUCACCUGGCAUUUGAGUUUAAUGGUAAUUCACAGUAAUGCUGCCUGUUGUUUGGAACUUAAAGACACUUGACCUGUUGGGGCUGUUGCCACUCAAAAGUUCAUGACCACAAAUAUCCACAGUGACUUCCUCUGAGGAAACUUGAAUCCUGAAAUUGAAAUUCUUUGUGGCAGAUAACUGGCUUAUGACACCUUGAAAAGUUCAAGUGCUCACAUAAUGCACCUGACUAAACCCCUCUUCCUGCAGCAGUAUGUUCACCGUGUUACCAGUUUGCAACUUGUGCUUCAAUAGUGGGAUCUAUUUUCAUUGUUAACACUGAGCUCAAGAAAAAAGCCGUGUGUUUUAUGAGUGACCUUAUCUGUUUCCUGGUUAAUACCUUUAAAAAUAAUGUUCUGAGUCAGGCAUGGUGGUGCAUGCAUGUAGUCACAACUGCUUGGGAGGCUGAGGCAGGAGGAUCGCCAAGCCUGGGAGUUUAAGGCUGCAGUGCCCUAUGGUUGCACCUGUGAAUAACUGCACUCCAGCCUGGGCAACAUAGCGAGACCUCAUCUCCAAAAGAAAAAAAAAAAAAAAAAAAGGAUUGAUGUUCUGUAGAGAUUGCCUUUCACUUGAGGAGUACUCUCAGUUUUCAGGUUCUUCAUAGCUCGGGGCUUUUAAAUUUUGAAUCUAAACAUUCUUUCCCACCAUUCUUUUUGACUAUUGACUUUGGUUUUCUCUUCUCUCCUAAGUUUCUGUCCCUCUGCUUCCUUACUUUUUUUUCCUUUUUGAAUUCUAUCUUUAUCUGUCUUUUGUUGACUUUUUAAUGCUAUAUAUGGGCAGGGGUAAGAGACAUUACUGAGCACCUUGGUGAGCAAGCCUGGCUUUAAAGAUUGAGAAGAGCUUCUGGCACCAGAGCUGUCUUCCUCCAGUUCUCCACACAGUGUUGCUCUUCAGUCAUACUAGGAUCUGAAUCAAAAAAGUAUUUUUAAAUAUCCAUGAUUUCUCCCUAUAUUGAGGCUGGCGUGGAUCAUGCUUUUUAGUGCCUGUCACCAGGUUUCCCAAGUGCACUCAUCCAGCUAAGCUCUCAGAUGUGUUUUAAGGAGACCCUGUAUUCAGGGAAGUUGUGUGGACACUGCAGUGGAGAGAAUUGGGAGUAGUCAGGCCUGUCAGUCUCACAGUAUCACCCCUCUACCUUUAAUAUUCCACCUAGCUGUAGAGUCCAUCUGUUUGUCCAUCUGCUGAAAUGAGAAAAGAAACAUUCAUGCACUGAUUUAAAACAAACCAAAAAAAAAAAA